Arabis nemorensis is the source of this 204-nucleotide messenger RNA. Lineage: Eukaryota; Viridiplantae; Streptophyta; Magnoliopsida; Brassicales; Brassicaceae. The record is from the annotation of a GenBank genome assembly.
AUGAUGAUGAAGAAGAUGUUUGUUCAGAUCGCUGUGGUUUGUCUAUUGGCGACGAUCGCCGUCGUCUCCGGCCACGAAGGUCACCACCAUGCUCCGGCUCCGGCACCAGGACCGGCAGCUAGCUCAGCCGUCGUUGCAUCCACCAAUAUGUUCACCGGUUUGGCUUUUGUCGUUGUGGCUCUCGUCGCUGGCUUAAACCACUAA